AUGUUAUUUAAUGCCCUUAUUAAGCCAAUUCUUGAGUACUGUUAUACCGUUUAAUUGGGGUAGCUGUUCGUUGUUAACCUUCAAAGGCUAUUACAACUACAAAAACUUAUUUUGGACGCCACCAUAAAUGAUAGCUCGCUUGAACUUAUUGACCAGUUAGUUUGGCUGCCCAUAGACAUUAUACGCGUUAGAAAACUCUUACUGCUACAUAAAGUAAGCCAGGGUCACUGUCCUGAACAUUCUACUUCAUAUUUUAAACAUGUCAGGUCUACACAUGGUUAUCGUACCAGAUCUGCUAUAUACAAUGACGUUCUGACACCAUCAUGUAAAAGAAACUCGGGGCUUAAAUCUUUCCAUUCAAGUGCAGGUCGUCUAUGGAAUAAUUUGGGUAACUCAUACAGGAAACAUUAGGUCCCAUACAAAUUUCAGGAAAAUGCUACAGAACAAUUUUGUCGAGGAAAACUCGUUAUUAGACCAUUUUAA
Messenger RNA from Porites lobata, 483 nucleotides. Lineage: Eukaryota; Metazoa; Cnidaria; Anthozoa; Scleractinia; Poritidae. The record is from the annotation of a GenBank genome assembly.